This is a messenger RNA of Drosophila arizonae, 4192 nucleotides long. RefSeq lists its product as uncharacterized. The record is from RefSeq and is a predicted model, not a curated record. NCBI's taxonomy places the organism in Eukaryota, Metazoa, Arthropoda, Insecta, Diptera, Drosophilidae.
ACGUUUCACUCGACAUCUGUAAGUUUGAUUCUCAAACAUAAUUGUUUGGUGCCCAUAUUAACCCAGAAAAAACUGACUAUUACGUAUAUAGUACAUCCACAGAAACAAAGCCAUGGAACAUCGUUACGGCUUAAGCAAUUCGCCUCGUUUGUCAAAACCCAUGGCUGAUUCCACAUGGAUUGGUGGCAUGUCUGCGACGCAGCGAUCAAUGACACAGCAAAUGCAAAGGAGCUCUAUAUCGAGGGAGCACAACAACUCGAGCCUUUGUCUAAGCAAUAGCUUUACAAAUGAUUCACCGCAAAAUAGGAGUCUACAUACAACAUCGAGAACAUCGAGUGUAUCUAAAACGGCACGACAACGGCUAAAUCUCAGUCAUAUGGAUCCCAAAACGUUUGCGGACGUAAACAGCAGCGGAUUAGCGUCGCGUAUUGUGGAAUACCAGCGGGACCGUAGCACUGGUGGCCGUGGUCUGCAACGCAGCAUCUCCUAUAAUAAUAUUUAUAAUCCACUUACGCAGCCACGCCGUUGUAGUAUAGUUUCAUCGCCUCUAUCCCAUAAGCCCAACCUGCCAUCAGUGUCUAUAACACGUAUAGCGCCGCCUGAGCGAAGCUUCUACUGUGGCAACACAUUGCCCAGCUUGCUGCGCUCGAAUUCGCUGGUUGGCGUGGAGAAAAAAAGUGACCAGCAGUUGUCGAGAGAGAAUCGUCCAAUUAUGCAUCCACCUCCGCUGCAGCACGAAAGCGAACCCACGCGCAGUGUCCUUGAGGAGCUGAAGGAGAUAUCACGCAAGCGCAUCAAUAGCGGUGAAAUACAACCUAACGAUUACACUAGUAAAAAGAGCUGUAAUCGCUUAACUGACUAUGUGGAUCAUCAUUUACACCAGCAGCACCAACCGCAGCAGCAUCAGUUAUCCAUGCUGCAAUCUCAGUCGGGUUUCAAGCGACAGCGUGAAUUGACUGUUACAGUACCACGCCGUUUGCAACAUACGGCCAUAGCGCUGCCUCACCAGCAUCAACAUCACACUUUACAUAUGUCUCCACAUCAUUUUCCUGAGAGGAUUUCCCCACAGCAGUCACCGGAGCAGCAGGCCAAGCGCCGUAAUUGCAGCUACAGCAAUGACAUCGCAAGCUCAUUAAGCUCCAGUCAGCUGCAUAGCAAUAAGCGGAAGCUAUAUGACAUGCGUUCAGCUAGCAAUACGUCCGCACUCAACGACAAUGCCAGCAACGGCAGCAACAACAGUAGCUCACCUGAAACUUCGCCGCGCCCACAGGUGGCAAAGAUACAGCGAAGUCAGGCGGCUACAACGGAUCUACAUUUAGAGAAUUUGACUAGGACGCAGAGCACGCCGAUCACUCCACUGCCAGCUACUCCAGCCCAGCGCGCGGCGUCCGCUCCCUUGGUAGAGGCCAAGUACGACCACAAACCCAAAUUGACAUUGUUCAAUGCACAACAACGACAACCGCAACAGAAGCAGCAGCAGCAAGAACCACCAGAGCCCCAACAACAACAACAACACACUCAAGAGCAGGUUGACUUGGAUAGUCCCGAUGUGGAUGCCAACGAAUAUGCGGGCAUACAGUUUGUGAGGCCCAAACAGGAUCAAUCACUUGUCACCAGCAAAAACUCCCAUUUGGAGCGUACACAGAAAACGAAGCUGGCUUUGAUGUUGAGUAGUCUGCGGGGUGAAAUCUUUCAAGAUGAAACGUCAGCUGAUGAAGCAGAUACUUCCACAACCCCAUCUUCUGUCGCACCGACAACAAAAAAUACAAAUCUAGCAACAAACACAAAUGUAACAACGAACACUGCAUCGACGAAACCGACUAUACCAGCCACUGCUACCGUAUCAACCGCCCCCGCUCAAGGUGUAUCUACAAUAACUGAAACAGAAGCACGGACGACAACAACGGCGGCAACAACAAUGUCUGCACCAACACCAGCGCCAACUACCGCCAACAAUAGCACAUUGUCUGUGUUACCAGGAAAAUCGAACGAAAAUGCAACAAUUGGAACAGGUGCUGUGCUAGGAUUUACAUUGCCAACAGCAACAGAGAAGCCAGCAACUACAACAACAGCAGAAUCUACACCUGUGUUAACGUUUAUGAAUUCGAAGACGACAGCUACAACCACAGCCGGAUCGACUGGGUUGCCUGCAUUUACCUUUGGCAAGCCGGCAGCGGCAACAGAUGUAAAACAGACUCCAGCACCAACAGAAACACUAGCAACACCAGCAACAACGGAUCCAGCGAAAACACCAUUUACAUUUGGCACUGGCGCAAAUAAUGCACAAGCAACAGGAGCAGGAUUAGGCGCACAAGCAGCAGCAUCAACCGCAGUACAGGCAGCGCCAUCAGCACCCCUUACGUUUAACUUUGGGAAGCCUGCAUCAGGUGCGGCAACAAGUAGUACGUUAAUUGCAACAUCAGCAACUGCGCCAACAACAACAGCAGCAAGCACUUCCGUGUUCAGUUUUGGCACAGCUCCAGCUACAACUACAGCAGCAACCAGCAACAAUCCUCUCAUAUUUGGCAGCAGCAACAGUAACAGUGAAACAGGAGCAACAAUUGUUACUACAGCUGCGCCAGCAGCAUCUCAGCCCAAGGAAUCGACGCCUUUUGGCAGCAGCAGCAGCAAUAGCAACAGCUUUGCCAUCGGCUUUAAAUCUCCUGCAACACCAGCAGCUGCAGUAACAGCCGCACCAGCCGCGCCAGCAAUAUUUAGUUUCGGCAAAACUCCAGCCGCUCCUGUCGUAUUCGGUAGCUCAACAGCAACAACAACAACAGCAGCAACAGCACAGCCUGCAUUUAACUUUGGUGGCACAGCAACUGCUACUGAUUCUGCUUCUGCCGCUAGUGCAACUACUUCAACUACCAAUGCAGUUUCAGCCGCAACACCAGCAGCAAACAACUCGAAUAUAUUUGCUUUUGGCGGUGACAGCAAGCCCACGGUUAAAGCCACGCCUUUUACGCUGCCUAACAAAAGCGACAGCAACAAUAUAUUUAGCUUUGGCGCUGGCGGCGAUGGAGCAAAAAUGGCAGCAACACCAGCCACGGCAGCACCAGCUGCAGUGCCCAGCGCCUUUAAUUUUGGUGGAUCAGCUUCUGCUGUAUCAGUGGGCGGUGCACCAGCUACAAAUGCAUUCAGUUUCAGUGCACCAAAUAAGUCAACGCCCUUAUUCGGAGCCAGCAAUGCAACAGAAAGCAAACCAUUUACAUUUGGUGUCACUGAGAGCACGCAACAGCAGCAGCAACAGCAGCAGCAACAGCAGCAGCAGCAACAGCAGCAGCAGCAACAACAGCAGCAGCAACAACAGCAACAGCAGCAGCAGACAGCACCAGCAGUGGGCGGCUUUUCAUUUUCAGCUGUGGCUCCAAAAAGCGAAUCUACAAAUUUGUUUAAAUCACCAUUAGCCGUCGGAGCCGGUGGAGUGAAGCCAAGCUUUAAUUUUGGAGGCAACACAACAUUAGGAACAGCAGCAGCAACUCCAGCGGGCGCAGCCACGACAGGCAACGGCUUUGGUGGUUUUCCGGCAGCGGCACCGGCACCGGCAGCAGCACCGGCGCCUUCUGCUGCCAACAAUCAGAAACUGUUUACGUUUGGGAGCAGUGCCACUCCCAGCAAUGGAGCAAAUCAAGGCGGAAACUUGUUCGCCAGCGCAGUGUCCGCUGUACAGAACCAGCAGCAGACUAAGCCUGGUGGCUUCUCCUUUGGCGCUAGCAACACGGCUAACAGCAGCAGCGCAACCAAUGGAAAUGCCAAUGCGCCGUUUGCUUUUGGUGGUAUCACAUCACCGCAGGCCAGCGGGGUCAAUGCGGCCAAUAAACCGUUUACAUUUGGCAACCCAGCGCCGUCUAUGAAUGGCUCAGCGCCUUUUACCUUUGGUAGCGGCGCUAAUGCUCCUUCCACGCCGACAUCAGCUCCGGGCAUGCCUGGCCAGCAGAUGAAUCGCUUUGCACCGCCCACCACUCCGGAAAACCGACCCAUACGACGCGCCACGAGACGGCUGCAAAAGUAGAAAUCAACUCGACCGUUAAGAUAUAUCCUGAUUAAAUUUAGGCCUUCAGUAAUGCAAUUGAUCCAUGCAUGAAGUUAAGUUAUAAUCUGCAACGAUAGUUAGUCUUUAUUAAGUUAUUUGGCAAAUGAGAAAAUAAAAAAUAAAUAAAAAUCACAAAAGAAUAAAUGUGUAAAUACGCAA